AUGGUUGCACAACAAUACUUUUGUCUCUUCGCACGUCACUCUGAUAAGAAACACAAAACAUGGAGAGACGGAAUGAUAUACGUCCAGGGAACGCAGAGAUUUGCACGCGUUUCCCUUUAUGAGACGGAUAAUCACAACCAUAUGACAGGACCCGUACUUGACACAUUCGACUUGUUUAACAUUCAACAAGACAAUUUGACAGGUCAGGUGAUCACAUCUCCGAGAUUUGUUGUCAAGGUUUGCGACUUAAAUACCAAUUUUCGGAAGAGAGCUCUGCCACAGCUCCCCGCAGCUGUGAAUAAUACACAUUCACCUCUGUUUACCCGUCCUGGCAGAAGAACCCCUGCUUUGGGAACCCGACGGCGCUUGAAACAAUACCGUGUAUCCCAUAUGGUGGUACCCACAUGGUCGUCAAGGCUGCAACCUGUUGCCGCAGGGUGUGAUAUUCAGUCUGAGCACCGCCUUUCAGUGGCAAACCAGGAUACUAGCAUGGGCAAUGUACGGGGUAUCGACAGGUCUCAAUAUAACGCUGACUCUUCCAGUAUCAGCCAAUACAGGUGCCUGGAUUUUUCAGUGGAUGGAUUGUACGUCAGCUCUGAGACUCAGGACCCUGCAAAACCAACAGUAGCAACACCACUGGUAUCUUCAGAACCCGAAAAACAUCAGCCCCUGGAGCCGGCUGCAAACUCGCAAACUGGUUUCACAUUGGGACCACACUGUGACUUAGUGCCGACCACACACCAUACGCUGAAUACCCCCGUACAACGCAUUUCAAAACAAGUUGCACCAACACCACAUCCGAUCGCGUGGUCCGAAGGACAAUCACACGAUGUAGUUAGGCCAUUUGCUGAAGAAUCUGUCACUAAUCGCUGCACGGUCCUCCACUCGAAUGAGCCUCUGGGCAAAAACUUUUUGGUACAUCUUAUAAAUUCGUCAGAUGAUGCAUCUGAAGUGCCACCUCCUUUUGAUGAACCGCCAAUUGUGGAUUCAGAGCUGCUUGACUGUAUAGAGUCAGCCUUAGGACACUUCGGCGAAUCAAAGCGCGACUCACCGAACCACGAUAUGCGAUCUACGGAUGCGUCACAGUUGACUUCUCUCUCAUACACGCCAACGCAACGCGGAACUUUGGUGAGCGAUUCAUACACCUAA
Babesia sp. Xinjiang is the source of this 1149-nucleotide messenger RNA. RefSeq lists its product as uncharacterized. The record is from RefSeq and is a predicted model, not a curated record. Bases 1 to 1149 code for a protein of 382 amino acids. The transcript has a single exon. NCBI's taxonomy places the organism in Eukaryota, Apicomplexa, Aconoidasida, Piroplasmida, Babesiidae.